This is a messenger RNA of Peronospora belbahrii, 423 nucleotides long. NCBI's taxonomy places the organism in Eukaryota, Oomycota, Peronosporomycetes, Peronosporales, Peronosporaceae. The record is from the annotation of a GenBank genome assembly.
AUGAUUAGUUUUACACAAACUUUAGCUUUCUCGACACUUCUUGCCUUGACCGCUGUCGUCACAGCACAAGAGUGCCCGUCCAAUGUGAGCGAAACCUUUGUCGCUACCAUCGACAACAGCACGUACUUCAGCACGUGUGCUGAGGGCACAACUUUCAGCAUCACGUCGGCUUUUGACGUGUUUAACUUCACAGACGCGGACUUGCUAACGUUCUGUGACUCGGACAAGUGCCUCGAACCGAUUCACAAGCUCAUGAGAUCGCUCGACUGCAACAUAACGUACCGAGGAUCAAGCAGUCACUCCAUGAGUGGGGACAUGGAUGGAGAUGCUCACGAUUCUGUCAACGUUUCCGGCGCAUCAUACGCCGUGCUGGCAGCAGGAUCGGUGGCCUAUGCCGUUAUUUUGGCUGUAAUCUUUGCUUAA